Molecule: messenger RNA, 531 nt
Organism: Mixia osmundae IAM 14324
Lineage: Eukaryota; Fungi; Basidiomycota; Mixiomycetes; Mixiales; Mixiaceae
Exons: 10
Coding region: 1-531 (176 amino acids)
Biological process (GO): proton transmembrane transport
Cellular component (GO): proton-transporting V-type ATPase, V0 domain
Molecular function (GO): proton-transporting ATPase activity, rotational mechanism
Source: RefSeq, a predicted model, not a curated record
AUGCCCUCGUCGCCUUCGACAAUCGGCAAUCUGCCAACGAUAAUGGGGUCUUACUCAGAGCUAUGCCCGCCAUAUGCGCCCUUUAUGGGCUUUGCCGGCGUAGCGAGCUCAAUGAUCUUUAGCACGGUCGGUGCGGCCUAUGGCACCUCAAAAGCAGGCAUUGGCAUCACCGGCUUGGGAACUCAACGGCCAGACCUAGUGAUGAAGUCUUUGAUUCCUGUCGUCAUGGCCGGUAUCAUCGCCGUGUACGGCCUCGUCGUCUCCGUCCUGAUCGUUGGAGGCCUCAAUCCUGGCGAGCCGUACUCUCUGUUUGCCGGCUUCAUACAUCUUGCCGCCGGCCUGUCUUGCGGUCUAACAGGACUAGCGGCAGGACACGCGAUCGGUAUCAUUGGCGACGCCUGUGCGAGAGCGUAUAUGUUCCAGCCGAGGAUUUUCGUAUCGAUGGUGCUCAUGCUGAUCUUUGGAGAAGUCAUCGGGCUAUACGGGCAUGUCGAGGCGAUCCUGCGAUCGCUCCAAGCUAAUGUUUUGUGA